This is a messenger RNA of Impatiens glandulifera, 2058 nucleotides long. RefSeq names its product ubiquitin-like-specific protease ESD4. Gene Ontology annotation, biological process: protein desumoylation. Bases 278 to 1807 code for a protein of 509 amino acids. Gene Ontology annotation, molecular function: deSUMOylase activity. The transcript is spliced from 9 exons. Gene Ontology annotation, cellular component: nucleus. The record is from RefSeq and is a predicted model, not a curated record. Lineage: Eukaryota; Viridiplantae; Streptophyta; Magnoliopsida; Ericales; Balsaminaceae.
UAUAGUUGAUGUUCUUCAGAGGUUGCUGUAAAGAAUCUCUUGAUUCAAACUUUCCUACUUCGGAUGGGAUUUCAUCAUUCGCCACGUAGUUUCAAAGAUCAAGCUUCCCAUUCCUCCUUACAUUUGGUGAAAUUAAAAACCCUAAUUUCUCCCAAAACCCGAUUUCUGUUUACAUUUAGGAAAGCCGCCUGCUGCUUCUACUCACUCUCAAACCAGAUAUCUACUGUAAAUGGAACCCAUUAGAUGAUUUCCCCGUCUGCUGUUGCUACUCAUUCUCAUGAUUGAACUCAUGGGUGCUUUUACUAGCAACAGAAAGCGUGGGGAUUACUGUACUUCGAGUAUAAAAUCUCCGUUCGAUUUCGCUGAUACCCACAUUGUAAAGAAGCCCAAGCUCUCGUCGCCGUUCUUGCUUCACAACUCUGAUCAAUUGUUCUUGCCGAAAACAUCACCUUUGAGGAUAUACAGGUACCCAGAACCGGUAAAUCGGCUGAAGAGAGAAGUUCACGCUCCUUGUAGAACAAGUAGAUAUGGGUUUCAUCACUCUUCCAAAUUAGAGUCAAGAGGGAGUUCUUCUGGUCUGACCCACAAAGUGGACGUCACGGAAAAUGUCCUGAGAUCCAAUUAUGAUCGAUCCAAGAUUGAUGCUCUUCAGAGUUUACGGUACUUGAGAAAGGAUAAAGAAGUUAUAGAUAUUGAUGAUGAGACUGUUAAAGAUGAUGUCUUUGAGGAUUCAAAGGUUGAUGAGGUUCAGGUUGUUAAAGAUGGAGGAGAAAGGAGGCUGGGGAUUUCGGAACAGGAUAAUGGGGUUAAGCCUAUUAUUCAUCUUUUAGAUGAGAAGACCCUGGAUGAAAAUUUGAAUUUGAAGGUUGAAUCUGCAGAGAACUUAAUGCAAUCACUUUCAAUUGACCGAGACUUGGAUGGUUCCCUUAUUCCAUUUCACAAGAAAUUACUGGACACAGCUGAAAAAAGGAAUAGGAGACUUAGUAGUUUGAGUGUCCAAAUUGAAGAUCAUGAGAGUCUCCGAGCUAAAUUGCAGUUACUGCGUCCAGUGAAGAAAGUGGAGCAGGAAGAGGAAAUAAUUACUUGCACUAUCAGAGAAGCUUUUGUUCCUCUUACCAAGGAAGAAGAGGCUGAGGUACAAGCUGCCCUCUCUAGUUCCAACAGGAGGAAUGUAUUGGUGAUUCAUGCCUCUAACAAUGUGAUCACUGGAGACAUAUUACAAUGCUUGAGACCGGAGAAAUGGUUGAAUGACGAGGUCAUAAAUUUGUACCUCGAAUUACUGAAAGAAAGAGAAAAGAGGGAGCCGGGAAAGUUCUUGAAGUGCCAUUUCUUCAAUACCUUCUUUUAUAAGAAGUUAGCAAAUGCAAGGACUUCCAGUGAUUUAAAGUCUCUUGGUAGAUGGACUACUCAAAGGAAGCUUGGGUACCAGCUUGUUGAUUGUGACAAAAUAUUUGUUCCUGUGCACAAAGAAAUACAUUGGUGCUUAGCAGUUAUCAAUAAAAAGGACCAGAAAUUCCAGUACAUCGAUUCACUCGGAGGAACUGACUCACAAGUGCUGAAAAAACUGGCGAAGUACUAUGUGGAUGAGGUGAAGGAAAAGAGUGGACAAGUCAUUGAUGUUAGUAAGUGGCAGAAAGAAUUUGUCAAGAACCAUCCUGCACAGGAAAACGGGUAUGAUUGUGGUAUGUUUAUGAUCAAGUAUGUAGACUUCUACAGCAGAGAUCUAGGACUCAGUUUCAAACAGGAACAUAUGCCAUAUUUUCGGCUUAGAACUGUAAAGGAGAUUUUACGAUUGAAAGCUGAGUGACGGUUAUGGCAAUGGUUACAGACAAAGAUACCCUUUCUUGCUUUGUUCACUUACCUGCUGCAUAUUGGCUUGGAUUAUUGGUUUGUGUAUAGAUUGACUUGUUGCAGGUCUUGCAGGUAAGGAAAAACUUAGGCAAUGUAGGUUGAUACAUACUUUUUUUUGUCUGACUGUUUAUUUUUUCACCUUUUUUGCUACAAGUUGAAAAUUUUUAUUAGGUUAAAAUGGAAAUACAAUAAGAACUGCAUUUUCAU